This is a messenger RNA of Drosophila novamexicana, 5595 nucleotides long. RefSeq names its product transcription initiation factor TFIID subunit 4 (gene Taf4). NCBI's taxonomy places the organism in Eukaryota, Metazoa, Arthropoda, Insecta, Diptera, Drosophilidae. The coding region runs from base 1278 to 4274 and encodes 998 amino acids. The record is from RefSeq and is a predicted model, not a curated record. The transcript has 11 exons. Gene Ontology annotation, molecular function: protein heterodimerization activity; RNA polymerase II general transcription initiation factor activity; DNA binding. Gene Ontology annotation, biological process: transcription initiation at RNA polymerase II promoter; DNA-templated transcription. Gene Ontology annotation, cellular component: transcription factor TFIID complex.
CCUUCAUUUUGAUGUCGUAUUUAAAUCGUUGCGAAAGCUGGUCACACUUAUGAAAAAACUAAUCUGCUUUCGGUGGACGGUUCGUAAACACUCAAUUGUUGAUUUUCGGCAAUAAAAAAGUAACGUUAAACGUUCAAAAUGCGCUCCAGUGAACCGAGUUCAAAUGCAAAAUGAAUUGAAGUGAGUGCCUUUUUCAAAUAAGCCACAAAUUUCGAAAAACUACUGCAGCCUGUACCAGCACCAACACCAGCCAGCCGCCCGAAGAUAGCGACAGUCAUCGAGCGCCCUACUUAGCAACAAUUGCUUGUUGCACUACAUUUUUUUAAAAAAUAUUCAUCCCGCAUAUAUUAUAUUUGUUAAAGCCUACGUGUAGUAGGUCAAAUAUUGAUACACGAAAAUGCGUCGGCAAAACGUGAGAGAAUUCCAGGACAGAGAAUGACAAUUGUUUAACUUAUGUGAAGUCGGCUGCGCGCAAAUUGUAACUCGCGUGAAGCUGGCUACGCGCAACUUUCCACUCAAGUGAAGUUGGCUGCACGCAGUUUUUACUCGCCUCGAAUGAGCUGUACACCGUUUUAGGCUGGCAGUGCCUCAUUUUUACUAGCGACAUCUGGCGGCACAAGCAAAAAUUUUCAGCGUUGCCUUUUGUCUCGCACUUUUAUCGACGUCUGUGCCCCUUGCGCGUUGACUGUCGUUUUGCACGCGCAUUCGUGAAAAUGGCGGCGUUGUCGCUCGGUCGCUGCCAAAUUUUUUGUACAUCCAAAAUAAUCAAAAUAAAGCGACAAUAAAUACAGUGCUAAACAAACUGUCUAUGCCAGAGGCCGCGUGCGCGCGCGUGUGUGUGAAAAUACAACAAAAGAAAAACGUUCUGGCUAACCCAAAGCAAAUAUUGUAACAUUUAAUCAGCUAGCGACAAGGAGUCAACGUCGUCGCCAGCGCAGCAGCAGCAGCAGCCGCCGCGUGAAUAAGCGAGUGCAAGUGCGAGCGUUUUGCUGCGGUUUCGCUUGUCAGCGGAGCACCCAAAGGCUUUGGCCAAGUUUGCAUCAAACGGCCACGCAGCAUGCGACUGAUAAACAAGAGCUGUAACAAGCACAACAACAACAGCAACAACAACAGCAGCAACAACAUGAUGCCACAGAUGCACAGUUGAUCAAGAAAACAGGCGGCUAAAGAACGUCACAAGCAGAAGAGUAACCGAACGGGGCCGCGUCCAGUUCCGGCUCUUCAAGCGCCAACGCUUCAACAAACGAAACCGCCACCGCAACCGGAACCGCCACGCAAUGAAUAGCAGCCAAACGGCGCCAACGGCCACAUCGGCCAACAGCAAUCGCAUUACCUUCACCACUCAGCCGCUGCCCAAUGGCACCAUCAACAUAGGUGGCCCAGGGGGCGGAGGUGUUGGCCCGACGAUCAUCUCAACAGCACAGCUGCCAAAUACGACGACGAUCAAGACCAUCACGGCGGGCAUUGGUGGACAUGGGGUGCCGGGUCUGUCGCAAGUGCAGCAUCAGGUGCAUCAGCAGUCGCAUCAGCAGCAACAGCAGCAGCAGCAAACGCAAUCAGUAGGUGCCACCCAAACACAAACCUUAGUUAUUAAAUCCAAUCACCAUGCUGUCACCCUGCCGGCGGGUCUAGUAUCAAGUGCACCAGCAGGAAUCGUAACAAUGACCAAGACCAUCAAUCAGACCGGGCAGCCGCUGCUUAACUCCAUGCUGCCGGCCGGCGUUGUGGUCGGCAUGCGGCCGCAGGCGCCGACGCAGCAGCAGCCAAAGAACAUGCCCGCCAAUCCGCUGAGUCGCGUCGUCAUCAGCAACUCUCAUAUGGGUGGCGUUAGGCCACAGAGUCCAUCGAUAACUUUAGGCACACUUAAUACAGGACAAACGCCUGCACUGUUAGUGAAAACGGAUAAUGGAUUUCAGUUGUUGCGCGUGGGCACGGCCACAUCGACGGGCCCGCCGACGAUGACACAGACCAUAUCUAACACCAGCAACAACAACAAUAAUAAUAACAACAACAACAACACCACCACAACAACAACAAAUCAUCCCAUAACCACACAGAUACGUCUGCAAACUGUGCCGGCUGCAGCUUCGAUGACCAGCACUACCGCCUCCAGCAACAUAAUUGUCAACUCGGUGGCCAGCAGCAAUGCGCAUAGUUUUAGCAGCGCCUCACAUCCGCCGCACUUAGCGCAGCUCCAGCAACAGCAUCAACAACAGCAGCCGCAUUUGCCGCAAGUAACGCAAAUCCAAACGAUACCAGCCGCACAGCCGCAUUCGCAAGCGAACAACGUGCAGGUGGCAUCUGCAGCGGCGGCAACGGCGGCAGCGAAUGCGAACGCAACAACAACGACAACGGCUGCGCAGGGCAAUACCAAAGAAAAGUGUCGCAAGUUUUUAGCCAAUUUAAUUGAAUUGUCGACACGCGAACCGAAGCCGGUGGAGAAAAAUGUGCGCACGCUCAUCCAGGAGCUGGUCAAUGCGAAUGUGGAGCCGGAGGAGUUUUGUGAUCGCCUGGAGCGUUUGCUCAACGCCAGUCCACAGCCGUGCCUCAUUGGGUUUCUCAAGAAAAGUCUGCCACUGCUGCGCCAGGCUCUCUACACCAAGGAGCUGGUCAUUGAGGGCAUUAAACCGCCGCCACAGCAUGUACUGGGAUUGGCUGGACUUCCGCCACAGCUUCCGAAAAUUCAAGCGCAAAUCCGUCCGAUUGGACUCAGCCAGACGACGACCAUCGGACAGACGCAGGUGCGCAUGAUAACACCAAAUGCAUUGGGCACGCCGCGGCCAACCAUUGGCCAUACGACGAUAUCCAAGCAGCCGCCAAACAUUCGAUUGCCCACAGCACCGCGUCUGGCCAUACGCGGCCAAAUGCCUUCGCUGCCAAUGCCCGCGCAGGCGAACAUUGUGCAAAUCCGCGGCCCGCAUAACGCACAGCUGCAGCGCCCGGGAUCGGUUCAAAUACGUGCUACGUCCCGUCCGCCAAACAGUACGCCCACGAACAAAGUCACUGCCGUCAAAGUUGGUCAGACGCAGAUCAAGGCCAUAACGUCCAGUUUGCAUCCGCCCUCACUGGCGGCCAUAUCAUCGAACAGUGGACCACCGCCAACGCCGACGUUAUCAGUACUAUCGACGAUAAAUUCAGCAUCGACGACAUCGUUGCCGGUGCCAUCGUUACCCACAGUUCAUCUGCCGCCGGAAGCGUUGCGUGCACGCGAACAGAUGCAGAACUCACUGCAUCACAACAACAACAAUCACUUUGAGCCAAAGCUCGUUGAGAUUAAGGCACCGCAGCUGCCGCAUAUGGAGCGCAUCAAUGCUUCGCUGACUCCCAUUUCGGCCAAGACGAUGCCCCGUGGUGCGAUGCCCAUGGCGAACAAGUCGGCGAAUAAAAAGAAAAGAGACGCAAUCGAUCGGGAUAGCAAGGAUGAGAGGGCAAACAGCGGUAGUGGGAUGGCGGGGUCAGCAGCGGCUGCGGCCGCCAAUUCGUUUUUCCAGCAAAGCUCCAUGUCAUCAUCGAUAUAUGGCGAUGAUGAUAUUAACGAUGUGGCAGCCAUGGGCGGUGUUAAUCUAGCCGAGGAAUCGCAGCGCAUUCUGGGAUGCACGGAGAACAUAGGCACGCAGAUACGGUCCUGCAAGGAUGAAGUGUUUCUCAACUUGCCAGCGUUGCAGGCACGAAUACGUGCGAUAACCGCGGAACGUGGCUUAGAUGAACCUUCGCAGGAUGUUGCCGUGCUCAUAUCGCAUGCGUGCCAGGAACGGCUCAAGAACAUUGUGGAGAAGUUGGCUGUGAUAGCGGAGCACCGCAUUGAUGUCAUCAAGUUGGAUCCACGCUAUGAGCCCGCGAAGGAUGUACGCGGUCAAAUCAAGUUUCUGGAGGAGUUGGACAAGGCUGAGCAGAAGCGACACGAGGAGCUGGAGCGCGAAAUGCUACUGAGAGCGGCCAAGUCCAGAACGCGCGUCGAAGAUCCCGAGCAAGCAAAGAUGAAAGCGAGGGCGAAAGAAAUGCAGCGUGCGGAAAUGGAAGAGCUGCGACAGCGCGAUGCGAAUUUGACGGCACUGCAGGCAAUUGGACCACGGAAAAAACUCAAACUGGAUAGCGAUGCGGCCGGUGUGGGCGUGGGUUCCAGUGGCGGCGGUCUGUUGAGCAACUCCGGUACGGCGACUACAACGUUGCGGCCGCGCAUCAAGCGUGUCAAUCUGCGCGAUAUGCUCUUCUUUAUGGAACAGGAGCGCGAGUUUUGUCGCAGCUCGUUGCUGUUCAAGACUUACCUCAAGUGAUCGCUGCUGGCGCCGCUGUUGUUCACAUACCUACGUACCCAUACGAGCUCUCCUGCGCCUACUCCUGCUCCAACUCCAACUCCAACUCCUGCUCUGGCUUCGGCUCCAGCUAUCAUUCUUCUAUUAGCGUCUAGCAGCUGCGUUCAUCAAUUUGCAAUAUUAUUUAGCUGUCAGAUUUAACUGCGUCGUCCCUUUGUUGUUUUAGUUAGGCGCCCUAUUUAAAUAACUAUGCGUAGAAAUACCAACUAAAUUGUAAUUAAAAGUUUUUUAAAUCUAAUUUACAAAUCGUUUUCCAAUUAAAUAGCCAGCAACACUUAAACCAAACCAAUCCAAAAACACAAAAGAGAAACCAACAACAACAACAACAACAACAAAACUCACAGUAGCAAAAACAAAACAAAAACUCAACGUGCAGUCAGCCAGCGUUUGAUUUUGUAAUUUUUAACAUAAUUAAUUGCAUUAAUUGCAUUGACGGCCUUAUCUAAACGAUAUAAACAUAUAAAUAAUAUGAUUAAAUUGUGUAGCUUAGUUUGUUAAACGAAAUCGAGCGUAAAUUCUAGACUUAAGUUAGAUUGCGGCAUUCAAGUCGUAGAACAUAACAUGGUUUUUAAAACCAUCAUGGCAAGCAAAAAGAAUAAAAACAGAGAAUACAAUUAAAAACAAAUAAAAAAAAACACAAAGCAAAAGGAGAAAUAUACACAUAAUAUGGCAUAAUACAUUGAACUAGUUGUAGUUGUUUAAACAAAUUGAUGUAAUUUUAAUUAGCUUAUGUAUAAAACAAUUAACAGAAACAAAUGGUAACAAAAAAACAAAAUACACGUGUAAAAAGUCCAGACUAAGUUUUUUCUAUAGUUUAACUAGGUAAACGCAACGUAAUUAACAAAUUUACGGCAAAGAACUAAAACCCGAACGUAGUUUUAGACACUAAACAUAUGGUUUUUUAUUAGUGACGCGUUCGUUCAACCAAAAUGGUUCAUCCAAUCAAUGGAUUAUGUGCAUAUUAUAAUGUUCUAGCAGGCGGUUCUUUAAUUGAACAUAUUUGCACCAGCCACAAAAUAGUUAAAUUUUAUACAAAGUAAACAAACGAAAAUUGUAAAAUACAUUUAUAUUCGACUACGUUCAUAUUUAAAACAAAUACAAAUUUAAAUUCUGUGUGUGUGCUAAACAGUUACAAUAUGAUCAAGCGAAAAACCAACAAACAAACAAAAAGAAAAGAAACAGUCGAAAACAACAAAAGUAAAGAGCGCAUAGUUUAGUAGUCAUAUAACUAAAUAUAUUAUAUACAUCUAUAAAUAUAUACAUACAUAUUAUGUUUUACAAU